AGGCUGCAGUUCAGCUCGUGACGCUUCAGAUGCUUCACUUCGCUUUCACGCGCCGCAGCUCCUCACCGGCUCGAGCUCUAAGGAGAGAUCAUGGUGAUCGCUUUGCUUUUGUUUGCUCUGCUGUCAGCAGCUUCAUCUUCAAGCCUGCUGGAACAAGACGAGUUUCACUUCAAAUCAUGGCUGGCACAGCACAACAAAGCGUACGGCCUGGAGGAGUUCUAUGAGAGACUCCAGAUAUUCACUGAGAACAAGAGGAGGAUUGACAAACACAAUGAGGGAAAUCACUCUUUCACAAUGGGCCUGAACCAGUUUUCAGACAUGACCUUUGGUGAAUUUGCCAAGUCUUUCCUCUGGUCUGAGCCACAGAACUGCUCUGCUACCAAGGGGAACUACCUCAGCAGCAACGGACCACGUCCAGAGUCCAUCGACUGGAGAAAGAAGGGAAAUUACCUGACACCUGUGAAGAAUCAGGGAGGCUGUGGUAGUUGCUGGACGUUCUCCACGACCGGCUGCUUGGAGUCUGUUAUUGCUAUCAACACUGGGAAGCUCCUUCCACUGUCAGAACAGCAGCUGGUAGACUGUGCCCAGGACUUCAACAACCAUGGCUGUAACGGUGGCCUUCCCAGUCAAGCGUUUGAAUACAUCAUGUAUAACAAUGGACUGAUGACAGAGGAGGACUACCCAUACACAGCUUAUGACGAUACUUGUAAGUAUAAACCAGAACUAGCAGCUGCCUUCGUGAAGGAUGUGGUGAACAUAACAGUGUACGAUGAGACGGAGAUGAUGGACGCAGUCGGCACACGCAACCCUGUCAGUUUUGCCUUUGAGGUGACCUCUGACUUCAUGCAUUACUCCCAGGGCGUGUACACCAGCACGGAAUGCCACAAAACCACAGACAAAGUGAACCAUGCCGUGUUAGCAGUCGGGUAUGGAGCGGAGAAUGGCUCCCCAUACUGGAUAGUAAAGAACUCAUGGGGAGCCGGCUGGGGGAUUAGCGGAUACUUCCUCAUUGAACGAGGGAAGAACAUGUGUGGACUUGCUGCCUGCUCAUCAUUCCCAGAGGUGUGAUUUCUGCAUGACAACAAACUACAAAAGGCCUGAAAAGGGAGCAGAAGCCAAACUUUUAAAAUACACAGUAUAUAUAUAUAUAUAUAUAUAUGUAUAUUUUAUAUAAUCACUGUACUGCACAACGGAGUAAGCACCAUAAUAGGAUGGAUCAUAGUCAUAUGCAGAUAAAUCAACAAAUUUUAAAUUAUCACUGAAGUGCCAAUCAUUCAAUUUAUUGUAAACUCACAAAUAAAUUCUAUUAAAUCCA
Messenger RNA from Chelmon rostratus (copperband butterflyfish), 1315 nucleotides. RefSeq names its product cathepsin H (gene ctsh). The transcript is spliced from 12 exons. Lineage: Eukaryota; Metazoa; Chordata; Actinopteri; Chaetodontiformes; Chaetodontidae. Bases 91 to 1068 code for a protein of 325 amino acids. Gene Ontology annotation, biological process: immune response. Gene Ontology annotation, molecular function: cysteine-type endopeptidase activity. Gene Ontology annotation, cellular component: lysosome. The record is from RefSeq and is a predicted model, not a curated record.